AAAAAAGAAAAAGAAAAAAAAGAAAAAAGGGAAAAUAUUAAAAAUAAACAGGUGGAGACGGACAAGGGAUUAUAUUAUCUCAGCCUUUCUUUUCUUCUCUCCGCUGCCCUUUCCUAAUUAAAUUUCUCCUCCUCCUCCUCCUCGGAUUUUAUAUCCAUAUCCAUUGCUAUUUGUAUUCCUCUCCCCUCCUCCGCUCGCGCGAGCGACGUGGGAUUCGUUCACGGAGGCCGGGAGAGAGAUCGAGGAGAGAUCCAAGAAAAGAGAAAAAAAGCUAACCUCUUUCUCUCUCUGUCUUAGAAUUCGUUCCUUUGUUCCGAUCCGACACGCCGCCGAUACGGACGAGAGAUUGCAUCGGGUUCGGGACCGAGCCGCGGCGGCUGAGAUGAAUUCCGGCCGAUUUUGUCGAUAAAUCGGGCGGUAGGGCUCCGCGACGUCGAAUGCUCGCCCCGCAUCGCGCCGGUAGGCCGCUGCGAAACCCCCGCGCCUGUCUCCCCCGCCGCUCGCCAUGGACGUAGACGCCUCCAUGUCGACGGAAUCCGACCACGAUCCGGCCGCUGCCAACAACCACGACGGCCCCUCAGCGUCCUCCGCCUCCUCGCAGGCGACGGCAACGGUGCCGCCGCAGGAGCCGCGGCAGCCACCGCCGCCGCAGCCCGCCGCCGCCGCCGCCGCCGGCCCGCGGCCCGCGCCGACCUACUCGGUGGUGAACGCGAUCAUCGAGAAGAAGGAGGAUGGGCCUGGGUGCCGGUGCGGGCACACGCUGACCGCCGUGGCUGCCGUCGGGGAGGAGGGUACGUCCGGGUACAUCGGGCCGAGGCUGAUUCUCUUCGGCGGCGCCACCGCCCUCGAGGGCAACUCGGCCACCCCGCCGUCCUCUGCCGGGAGCGCCGGCAUCCGUCUCGCAGGUGCAACUGCUGACGUCCAUUGUUAUGAUGUGUUGUCAAAUAAAUGGACAAGGUUGACACCACUGGGGGAACCUCCGUCACCAAGGGCUGCACAUGUUGCGACUGCCGUGGGUACCAUGGUGGUAAUUCAGGGUGGAAUUGGCCCUGCUGGUUUGUCUGCAGAGGAUCUUCAUGUUCUGGACUUAACACAACAGCGACCACGAUGGCAUAGGGUUGUUGUCCAAGGACCUGGCCCUGGACCACGUUAUGGACAUGUGAUGGCUUUAGUGGGGCAAAGGUUUCUGUUGACUAUUGGUGGAAAUGAUGGGAAGCGGCCUUUAGCUGAUGUUUGGGCCCUAGACACUGCUGCCAAGCCCUAUGAGUGGAGGAAGUUGGAACCAGAGGGUGAAGGCCCGCCUCCAUGCAUGUAUGCAACUGCAAGUGCACGCUCUGACGGUCUUCUUCUGCUAUGUGGAGGGAGGGAUACAAACAGUGUACCCCUAUCAAGUGCAUAUGGUCUUGCAAAACAUAGGGAUGGACGUUGGGAGUGGGCUAUUGCUCCCGGUGUCUCUCCAUCUCCUAGAUACCAACAUGCAGCGGUUUUUGUCAAUGCUCGACUUCAUGUAUCUGGAGGAGCUCUUGGUGGUGGGCGUAUGGUAGAAGACUCGUCAAGCAUUGCAGUAUUGGAUACUGCUGCUGGGGUUUGGUGUGAUACAAAAUCUGUAGUCACGAGUCCCAGGACGGGGAGAUACAGUGCAGAUGCGGCUGGUGGAGAUGCUUCUGUUGAGCUAACACGACGUUGUCGGCAUGCAGCUGCUGCAGUUGGCGAUUUGAUUUUUAUUUAUGGAGGGCUACGUGGUGGUGUGCUUCUUGAUGACCUACUUGCUGCUGAAGAUCUGGCUGCUGCUGAAACAACAAGUGCAGCUUCCCAUGCUGCAGCAGCUGCAGCAACUGCCAAUGUACCAGCAGGAAGAUCACCUGGAGCACCUGGAAGAUUCACAUAUGCUGAUGAAAGAUCAAGGCAAGCUAUUCCAGAAGCAGUUCCUGAUGGUGCAGUUGUGCUUGGCAAUCCAGUUGCUCCUCCUGCUAAUGGGGAUAUGUACACCGAUAUAAGCACUGAAAAUGCCAUGCUGCAGGGACCAAGACUGAGCAAAGGUGUGGAAUAUUUGGUUGAAGCUUCAGCAGCAGAGGCUGAGGCAAUUAGUGCUGCUCUUGCAGCUGCUAAAGCCCGGCAAGUUAAUGGUGAUGCCGAGCAAUUGCCUGACCGCGAUCGUGGUUCAGAGGCUACGCCAAGUGGAAAAGAAAUCUCAAGCUUGAUAAAACUUCCUGAUGGUUCCCUUCCAAAUGACUCUGCACCACCUGGGGUUCGGCUACAUCACAGAGCAGUGGUUGUAGCUGCAGAGACAGGGGGUGCUUUGGGUGGCAUGGUCAGGCAGCUUUCCAUCGAUCAGUUUGAAAAUGAAGGCCGGAGAGUCAGCUAUGGUACUCCUGAGAGUGCAACUGCAGCUAGGAAAUUACUAGAUCGGCAGAUGUCUAUCAAUAGCGUGCCUAAAAAGGUUAUUGCACAUCUUUUAAAACCCCGCGGUUGGAAGCCUCCUGUACGCAGGCAGUUUUUUCUGGAUUGCAACGAAAUUGCAGAUCUCUGCGACAGUGCCGAAAGAAUAUUUUCAAGCGAGCCAAGUGUUUUGCAAAUCAAAUCUCCUGUUAAGAUCUUUGGUGAUUUGCAUGGUCAGUUUGGGGACCUUAUGCGCUUGUUUGAUGAGUAUGGUGCUCCUUCAACAGCAGGGGACAUAGCUUAUAUUGAUUAUCUAUUCUUGGGAGACUAUGUUGAUCGUGGCCAGCAUAGUUUGGAAACUAUUACUCUUCUCCUUGCGUUAAAGGUUGAAUAUCCUCAUAAUGUACAUUUAAUUCGUGGGAACCAUGAGGCAGCAGAUAUCAAUGCUCUAUUUGGCUUCCGGAUAGAGUGCAUCGAGCGAAUGGGAGAGCGAGAUGGAAUCUGGGCUUGGCACCGCAUAAAUCGACUGUUUAAUUGGCUCCCUUUGGCUGCACUAAUUGAGAAGAAGAUUAUCUGCAUGCAUGGUGGCAUUGGUAGGUCCAUAAAUCAUGUGGAGCAGAUUGAGAACCUUCAAAGACCAAUUACAAUGGAGGCAGGAUCAGUUGUUCUUAUGGAUCUGCUUUGGUCUGAUCCAACAGAAAACGACAGUGUUGAAGGAUUAAGACCAAAUGCUAGGGGGCCAGGCCUAGUUACUUUUGGGCCUGACCGUGUUAUGGAGUUCUGCAAUAACAAUGACUUGCAGUUGAUAGUACGAGCACACGAGUGUGUGAUGGAUGGUUUUGAACGUUUUGCUCAGGGACAUUUAAUUACUCUUUUUUCAGCAACUAAUUAUUGUGGCACUGCAAAUAAUGCAGGGGCAAUUCUAGUUUUGGGAAGAGACCUUGUAGUCGUUCCAAAACUUAUUCAUCCUUUACCCCCUGCCAUUAGUUCACCCGAAGCAUCACCAGAGCAUCAUAUUGAGGAUACAUGGAUGCAGGAGCUUAAUGCCAACAGACCACCAACACCAACUAGGGGUCGCCCUCAAGUAGCAAAUGAUCGAGGUUCUCUUGCCUGGAUAUAGUAAUCUGUCACAUAUUUAAUCCUUCCUCUUCUAUGGCCCGAGGCUCCCUCCUGGUGGUGAUGCGGCUGUUCCUCGUUUAGACACGAGGAAUUGUAUCUGUAAGAUAGGAGUCAACCAUGAUGGUCUGGAAGGGGUCAGCAGACAGCCACAUUUGAAAUUGCAGAGCAUCGGCUGACCAAGGGUGAAAUGUGUGAUCGGCAUGUAACUUAAUCCAUACCCUCCAGGUGGUUGGUUCGCUGAGCCAGAACUAGUUUGAUCUGGAGUUGCCUCAGUUCCUGCGAAACUUCACCUGUGUAUAUUCAACGUUGCUGGCAGAUAGGUGAGUGUAUGUGGUCUUCUAUGUUGCUCAUGGCAAUGAUGGAUAGGCUUACUGUACUAGGUAUUCUUUCUUAUUAUGUUUAGAUUCUUCUGUUCGGAAAACAUAAUAGUGUUGGUGAAAAGCAAUGAUGAGUUCUACAACCUAUAUUGGCAGUCAUGUAUGAUAGAUAUUUACAUACAGCAAUUUUUUGCUGUAAUUUCUCUGGUGCUGUGAUGUACAACAAUGUAUGUUUUGAGUGGAUAACAUAUUUGAGGUUUGCU
Messenger RNA from Phoenix dactylifera (date palm), 4078 nucleotides. Its product is annotated as serine/threonine-protein phosphatase BSL3. Gene Ontology annotation, biological process: brassinosteroid mediated signaling pathway. Gene Ontology annotation, molecular function: protein binding; phosphoprotein phosphatase activity. The record is from RefSeq and is a predicted model, not a curated record. Lineage: Eukaryota; Viridiplantae; Streptophyta; Magnoliopsida; Arecales; Arecaceae.